UGGUCCGGGUGGUGUUCGGUGCAAUCGGUGCAGCGGAGUGUGGACUGUCGGGAGUCUGUCCGGAGGCUGUCGGGAGUCUGUCGGGAGUCUGUCGGGAGGCUGUCGAGAGGCUGUCGGACCGCUAUCAGGGUCCGGCGCACGCGCGGGGAGUCGGCCGACGGUCGGCGGCCGGCGGACAUGGCCGCUCAGUGCCCGCGACGCCGCGCUGCCGUCACACGUGCACGCGUCUCGUCUCUCGCUAACCACAUCGCUCCGAAUAAGUUCGAAUAUUGAAAUACUCGCGUGUGAUUCCGAUCCCCGGUCCGCCGAGUGUUUUCUCCCGCUUUUCCGAGUGUUACUGUGCAGUUUCUAAUGAACGAUCAGUUAACGGAAUACGGAAACUUUGAUCUAUAAUUAAGGUGUUACGGCCGGGGCUCGUGCGGGGGGGUGAUGCGCGUCGCGCGCAGCGGCGUGCGCAGGCGCCGCGAGUAGCCGCGACCAUGCGGGGCCCGCGCACCGCACACGCCGCCCACCUGCUCACUCUCGCCGUCCUGCUCACACACUACACCGCAUCCUCCGCCUUCAGCCCAGUCAUCAAAGGUCAACGUGCAUCUUGCUCGAACGAGGGCGAAGCGGUCCGGCUGGAACAAGACUUCAGCACUUGCUUCCGUUGUAUCUGUAAGAACGGCUUCGUGGAGUGCUGGAAGCCGCACUCCUCCUCGGAGUGCAGCUUGAUGGAGGACUGCGCUGUGGUGAUGCCGCGCGAGGGCUGCUGCCUCCGCUGCAAAGGCUGCUGGUACAACGGCACGGAGCACGCUUCGCACACUGAGUGGGGGGAAGGGGGGAGGCUGCUUCGCUGCGAGGCCGGCGUGGUGACCGUCAGCCGGCCGGAGUGCUACGCGCCGUGCGACAGACCGAAGCAUCAGCGGCACACGCAUUACAACUGCCCGAUAUGUGACGAAUGCGUCAUCAACGGUCAGCGCGUGUCGGAGGGUCGCGACGUGGUGAUCCCCGAGGAACCGUGCCUGUCGUGUCGCUGUGUGCACGGUGCGCUGUCGUGCGCUAAGCGCGCCUGUCCCGUUCUGCCCUGCGUCGCCAGCCAGCAGUACAAGAAGCCGGGGGAGUGCUGCCCGCGGUGCUUGCACCCGAUCGCUGAUAAGAUCUUACCGAUUUCAGGCAUCUCCGACUUGAAACCAUGCGUAAUGGGCAAGGAGUACCACAGCCAUCUCAGCGCGUUCCGAGUGGACCCCUGUACGGACUGCACCUGUAUGAACGGCACAUCAGUGUGCACGAGACAGACCUGCCCAGUCCUCACCUGCGGAGCCCGAGCCCUCCCCCCACCCCCGGAUAAAUGCUGCCCGGAAUGCCCCAACAUUGAAGAGGCGAAAGCCGCUUGCGUUGUAGGUGGAAAAACUUAUCAGGAUGGCGAAACUUGGCAGUUGGACGCGUGCAAGUCCUGCGAGUGUCAUGGAGGAGAGCCGCGGUGUGCCAUGGAGCAGUGUCCAACCUUAACUUGUGCCCCGGAUCAGGUCCUAAAGCUGUUACCCGGACAAUGCUGCCCCAAAUGCGAGGACAGGGAUGGCAUCUGCACCGUCUUCGGAGACCCACACUACAAGACAUUCGAUGGCAAAUUCUACAGCUUCCAGGGAUCGUGCAAGUAUCAGCUGGUAUCGGACUGCAAGAACCACACGUUCUCGAUAAGAAUAUCCAACGACGCCCGCAACACCACACACUCCUCGUGGACCCGCACCGCGACGCUCCGGAUAGGCUCCACCAAAAUCAACAUGGGCAAGAAGAUGCGGAUAAAAGUUAACGGCCAAAGAAUAUCGAUCCCUCACAAGAUAGACGGUGUCGCGGAGAUAACCCGCAGCAACGGAGCGGUUACCCUGACCUCCGACAUCGGUGUGCAGAUCCUAUGGGACGGCGACGGGUUCCUGGAGGUGACCGUCUCCAGAUCUUACAAGGGUAAACUAUGCGGGCUCUGCGGCAACUUCAACUCGGUGGCCAGGGACGACAUGCGGACUCGAGACGGCAGGCUGGUGAACGACACGUGGCGGUUCGGGUCCUCCUGGAGAAUCGGCGGCCGUCACGCCUGCACGAGACGCCAGGAGCGGCCCGGCGCUAACAUACGGUGUCGCCAGUCGAAGCUGACGAAGGUUCGACGACUGUGUCGGGAGUUCGAGCGGCAUGAGGUGUUCACGGAGUGCGGUACCAAAGUGAACCCGCACAACUACAAGGAGGCGUGUCUUCUGGACGCGUGCGGCUGCACCGGGGUAAGGUGCCACUGCGCAGCGUACAGAGCCUACGCCAGGGAGUGCACUCGAGUCGGCGCGGAGCCUCGCAACUGGCUGCAGGCCGUGUGGUGCGAAGGCCCACCGCCGCCCUGGCUCAGUCGAGGAAGAAAAGGGAUGAACCGGGCUAACAAAUCCAAAGAUCCAAACCAGAGUCUGUUGGAGUUGGGCUCUAUCCCCAAGCGGAACUCCAGUCGCUCUCGGCCCCCACCGCCUAUAUUACAAUAGUUAGAUAAGGGCAACCGACAUACCUACUAGUCAUUGUGCCAUCGUGGCAUAACAAGAGUGUAUCGGAAGGAUAGUGAAGCGUGUGCGAGCAGUUGACGUGCGUGAGGAAUCAAGAUCUUUUACUUGAGCAGUAUUCGUAAUCUACUUAUAAUUUUACUUUAAAUAUUACAAUUUAUUGCCUCGCAGAUAUUUUUUCAAAUGCGGCAAUAGACAAUGUAAAAUAGACAAUGUUAUAUAUUUUAGAUUAAUUUAUUUCAACGUAUCGUGGAUGUUAAAGGUAUAUAACGUAAAACCUAGUAUACAGUUAUAUUAAUCUUGUAAGAUUCUAGCUUUUACAUGAGUAUGUUACGCGUAGAUGCGACUCGGCUAUUUAUCAAAAAUUGUGAUAAUUAGUUUUUGCAUUUGACUUCAGAUCGGUUAAUAGUUCAAAGUGAGAUCUCAUUUAGUUAGUUUAUGAAAUCUUAUACGAAACAUCCGAAGCAUAGAUGCUAAUAAGAUUCUAAUGUAAAAAGUUUGUUUUCUAGAAUGAGUUCUCUUUACGUCUUACGUUAAGUUUAUUCUGAAACUGAAUGUGUUUUUACUUAACUAAGUAAUAUAAUGUAACUUAAUAAAUUUAAAAAAAUGUAUAAUUGUAUUGAGAGAAGUAUGACAAAGAUCGAGCUUUAUUGAGAACUUUGCAGAACAACCAAAUAGCUCCUUUUGAUGAGACUUGUAACGUAAAAAUAACUACAUAAUAUAAUAUUCUAAUGAAUUAAAAAUUACAGAAAUGUGCAUUAGGUUUUCUGUCCCACCUUAUGGUACAACGGACAUUUAGUUUCAGAAUAGAACUACACAAACUUGUAGUAAUAUUUUGACAAGUGUAUCAUCUGUACAUAAUUUGAUCUAUUCCACUUAUUUUACUUUUAUUUUAAGUUACACUUUAAGUUAAUAUUAGAAUUAUUUGUACUUUAAGUAUGAAAGCGUUACCAAUGAAUUUAAAUUGACGUGUGGUUCUUAAAUUUUAUUGAUAUAAUUUUUUGUAGAGUCCUUUCUGUCUGCAAUUAACAAAAGUAGACAUCUUUUUAGAAAAGUAACUAUAAUUUUAUAUACUUUUCGAUCUUACUU
Aricia agestis (brown argus) is the source of this 3602-nucleotide messenger RNA. RefSeq names its product BMP-binding endothelial regulator protein (gene cv-2). Bases 480 to 2498 code for a protein of 672 amino acids. The record is from RefSeq and is a predicted model, not a curated record. The transcript is spliced from 8 exons. Gene Ontology annotation, molecular function: protein binding. Lineage: Eukaryota; Metazoa; Arthropoda; Insecta; Lepidoptera; Lycaenidae.